Messenger RNA from Alligator sinensis (Chinese alligator), 2712 nucleotides. It is a transcript of the gene MIGA2, whose product is annotated as mitoguardin 2. The transcript is spliced from 16 exons. The record is from RefSeq and is a predicted model, not a curated record. The coding region runs from base 289 to 2058 and encodes 589 amino acids. Gene Ontology annotation, biological process: mitochondrial fusion. NCBI's taxonomy places the organism in Eukaryota, Metazoa, Chordata, Crocodylia, Alligatoridae.
UGGGCUGUGCCUUACGCCGGCGGGAGAGGGGCGGCGGCCGUCAUGGUGUCCCCUUGGCGGGGCUGUGCAGCGCGGGGAGGGGAUGCUGCAGCGAGGGCCUGGCUGGGGCGGCCUUCCCUGAGCAGACGGGGCUUGGGCAGGAGGAAGAAAAUUCCCGGCUGGAGACUGCCCCUGCAGUCCUGAGACACAUGUUGAAACAAAGUUGGAUUUCCUUGUGAGCUCUGAAUGGUUCCCUAAGUGUCCUUCCCACACGCUGACUCCUGCGGAUACUCGCAGCCUCAUUCAGAAAUGGCCUUUCAAAGAACCGAGGGAAUGUCUAUCAUCCAAGCCUUGGCAAUGACUGUGGCAGAGAUCCCGGUGUUCGUUUACACAACAUUUGGGCAGUCUGUCUUCUCGCAGCUGCGGCUCUCCCCUGGCCUGCGGAAGGUGCUGUUUGCCACAGCUCUUGGAACAGUUGCCUUGGCUCUUGCUGCACAUCAGCUGAAGCGGCGUCGACGUCGAAAGAAACAGAUAGCUCCAGAGAAGUGUGGUCUCAAGCCUGGAGGAGUCCCUGUUCCUGUCCUGUCAACCAGAAAAGUCCCAUCAGUGAAAAAAGGAUAUUCCAGCAGGAGAGUACAAAGUCCAAGCAGCAAGAGCAAUGACACGCUUAGCGGGAUUUCCUCCAUUGAGCCCAGCAAACGCUCUGGUUCCUCCCACAGCCUUGCCUCGAUAGUGGCUGUGAACUCUUCCAGCCCAACACCAGCAGCUGCAGGGCUCUGGGAGACGGGAGCAAUGGAGGAUCCUGGAGCUGCUGGAGACUCUAGUGCUGAAAGCCUCUAUAUUCAAGGGAUGGAGCUGUUCGAGGAGGCUCUGCAGAAGUGGGAACAGGCAUUGACUGUACGGCAGAGAGACAGCAGCAGCACUUCACUCCCCUGGGAGAACAAGAAACACCAAGAGUCAAUGUCAGAGGAGUUGUCAGAGGAGUCUCCAAAAAAGGAGUUUGCUGAAAAGCUUGAAUCCCUCUUGCACCGGGCAUAUCACCUCCAGGAAGAAUUUGGGUCUACACUCCCCUCUGACAGCAUGCUGCUAGACCUGGAGAGGACCCUUAUGCUUCCAUUGACAGACGGGUCACUGAGACUUCGGACAGAUGGUGAAGACAGUUCGACUUCCGAGGACUCCUUCUUCUCUGCAGCAGAGCUCUUUGACUCCCUCCAAAUUGGGGAAAUACCCUUCCAGCUCUCCAAGCCAGCAGCUGCAUAUGAAGAAGCUGUACAUUUGGUGAAAGAAGGGAAAGUUCAUUGCAGAACACUAAGGACGGAGCUUUUAGGCUGCUACAAUGAUCAGGAUUUCCUGGCAAAGCUGCACUGUAUCAGGCAGGCCUUCCAGGAACUCCUGAAGGAUGAGAGCAACCAGCUGUUCUUUGGGGAGGUUGGAAAACAGAUGGUGAGAGGACUAAUGAUAAAGGCUGAGAAGAACCCCAAGGCCUUUCUGGAAAGCUAUGAGGAGAUGCUGUGUUAUGCACUGAAGCAAGACACCUGGCCAACGACUCAGCAGGAGCUUGAAGGAAGAGGGGUGGUGUGCAUGAGUUUCUUUGAUAUUGUGCUGGAUUUCAUUCUCAUGGAUGCUUUUGAGGACCUGGAAAACCCUCCCUCCUCUGUGCUAGCUGUCCUACGCAACCGCUGGCUCUCUGAUAGCUUCAAGGAGACGGCCCUAGCAACUGCCUGCUGGUCUGUUCUGAAAGCAAAGAGGAGGCUUCUGAUGGUACCAGAUGGCUUUAUCUCCCAUUUCUACUCCGUAUCGGAGCAUGUCAGUCCUGUUCUAGCUUUUGGUUUUUUGGGGCCCAAACAGCAACUGUCUGAGGUCUGCGGUUUUUUCAAGCACCAGAUUGUGCAGUAUUUGAAGGACAUGUUUGACCUGGACAAUGUGAGAUACACCACAGUGCAGUUGCUGGCAGAAGACAUUCUGCAGCUCUCUCGGCGGCGCAGUGAAAUCCUUCUGGGAUAUUUGGGUACCGAGACCACCCUAGAGAUGAACGGGACACUGCCCAGUGAAAAUGGAUCUCUGGAGGAGCUCCACUAAUAUCCACCAGUCGGUUAUAGGAGAGAGUGAUCUCUGGAUUUUUUUCCCCAAGAGGUGGCUAACACAUCUGGCAUGGUAACUGGUGUCAGCAAGACUUUCAUUACCCAGCAUCCGUGGUGGCAUUUAAUUGCUCAUCUUGAACUUUGUGUAGCCAGUAGUUGGCUGGGAGAGCUCCAGGACCACGUGCAGGCUUAUGGUUUGAACCUCUUGUUUGUUCCACCUCUCCUCCUUAUUUUUAAGUCAUUUUUAGGUGUCAUAAGUCAUGAAAUAUCUUGGCCCAAGAUUUCUACCUCCUGCCUCCCCUGCAGCAUACAGGCGCCUGUCUGCUAUCCAACUGUGUCAACUGGGAACAUGUCCCUGAUGCUUAUGGGGGUUGGGGGGAGUAUCAGCAAAUUCUCUACUUCACUCUUACCAUAUCAAUCCUGAGUUUGUGGGGUUUUUUUAUUAUUUCUCUAACAUGUCUCUAUGGGCACCACUACUGAUUUUAACUUAGCAAUUUUAGUGUUUGCAAUGCUACUAGCAGAUGUGGAGGAGAGGAAGAAGAAUAAUUUUCUGGCGAGGAGGAAGACGUGGUUCUGUAAUGCACUGAAGACUAGAGAAUGGAAGUAAAAUGCUGGGUUUUUUUGUAACAAGACUGAAGCUGUAAGGAGUCUG